Paraphaeosphaeria sporulosa is the source of this 482-nucleotide messenger RNA. RefSeq lists its product as uncharacterized. The annotation marks the transcript as partial. NCBI's taxonomy places the organism in Eukaryota, Fungi, Ascomycota, Dothideomycetes, Pleosporales, Didymosphaeriaceae. The transcript is spliced from 2 exons. The record is from RefSeq and is a predicted model, not a curated record.
GACAAGAAGACUCAGCCUAUUCCACCGGCAGCUACAGCCCUCCCCCUCCCGGCGCCGAAGAUCCCCAGUACUUUCCUCAAACGAACUACUUUCCCCCACCACCAACCCAACCUGUAGACUACAGCAACAACAACAACAACUACCCACCCUACAACCCCGCCGACUAUCCUCCCCCAAACAACGGCUACUCGCCCUCAAACGCUGGCCACAUCCACCCCGCCACGGGUUACACCCCACCACCGCCCGAGCCGGGCAACCCCUACGCGCAUCAGGACCCCCGCUACCGCCGCCCGGAUGACAAUGUGAGUGCUCGCGAUCCUCCCCUCCCCGAGCACGUGCACGCUUCUCGUUUCGAUCGUCUAGGCGCGCAGCAUGCCAACUCGCCCAUUCACAACGUUCCGUCUCCCAUUCAUUCGGCGUCUCGCGAGACCGAGACAACGAUUCAGCCGGAGCCGGUCAAGCCCGCGAGCGAGAAGAGCGUC